GCACUUAAAUAGGAGGAUUCUUCGAGGAAAAACGCUCAAUCUGCUUUCGUUUCCCAUUGCAGGAAGUUGUGCGUGAUUAGUGUUGUUGUGUUGUGUCUGCUUUUUCACAUAGAAAAGCUGUGUAGUGUGCCAUUACUUUAACCAAGCGACUAAACGAACGAAAACCCCCAUUAUUUGCUGAAGUGAAAAAGGGCUGUGAUUCAUCGUGAUUGCGUCGUCAUUUUGUGCUCUGCCAUUUGCAAUAGAGAUCUCCGGCUAACUGCGGGUUAAAAACAAGCUCUCAGCCAUGAAAUUCCUAAUACUCAUCCUCGGCUUUGUUGCGGCCGCUAAUGCGAUCUCCAUCUUUGAUCUCGUGAAGGAAGAAUGGACUGCUUUCAAGUUGCAACAUCGUAAAAAGUACGAUAGCGAGACGGAGGAACGCAUCCGGAUGAAGAUCUACGUACAGAAUAAGCACAAAAUUGCUAAACACAAUCAGCGCUUCGAUCUUGGCCAGGAGAAGUACCGUCUGCGCGUGAACAAGUACGCUGAUCUGCUGCACGAGGAGUUUGUCCACACGCUAAACGGCUUUAACCGUUCUGCCGCCGGCCACCUGCUGCGUGGUGAUCUGAAGCCCAUCGAGGAGCCUGUGUUCUGGAUUGAACCGGCCAACGUUGAAGUACCGAAGACCAUCGAUUGGCGCAAGAAAGGUGCCGUCACUGCGGUAAAGGAUCAAGGACACUGUGGCUCGUGCUGGUCAUUCUCGGCGACCGGCGCACUGGAGGGACAGCAUUUCCGCAAGACCGGCAAGCUGGUGUCGCUGUCCGAGCAGAAUCUCGUCGACUGUUCGCAGAAGUACGGUAACAAUGGUUGCAACGGUGGCAUGAUGGACUUCGCCUUCCAGUACGUCAAGGACAACAAGGGUAUCGAUACGGAGAAGUCGUACCCGUACGAGGCGAUCGACGAUGAGUGCCAUUACAACCCGAAAGCCGUCGGUGCCACAGACAAGGGCUUCGUCGACAUUCCACAGGGCGAUGAGAAGGCACUGAUGAAGGCGAUCGCCACCGUCGGUCCGGUAUCGGUUGCCAUCGAUGCGUCGCACGAAUCGUUCCAGUUCUACUCGGAGGGUGUGUACUAUGAGCCGCAGUGCGACUCGGAACAGCUCGACCACGGUGUGCUGGCGGUCGGUUAUGGUACGUCCGAGGAGGGUGAAGAUUACUGGCUGGUGAAGAACUCGUGGGGAACCACCUGGGGCGACCAGGGAUACGUAAAGAUGGCGCGUAACCGAGACAAUCACUGCGGUAUUGCUACCACCGCUAGCUACCCAUUGGUAUAAAAGGGGAGUUUUGGGAACAAGCGAGAGAAAGAGAGAGCUAGCUAAAGAAAGUAUGCGGCAUUUUUAUGUUGUGUGAUAUAUACAAUUUAAUUGCGGCAAGAGAGGACAGAUACUUUUCGCGUCGCGUCGAACAAACGGAGAUGCCCAUUUUCCUGACACACGCAUCGAGUAGAGAAACGCAGGCAUUCGAUAAAAGAAUGAGAUCCAAGCAUCAUCGUCGUGUCUCCUCCCCCCCCCCAUUAGAAAGAGAUUUUCAUCCAUCACAUCCGGUGUGUGUUCUUUGUUGAAAGAGGGGUGAUGUUCGUAAUUUUAAUAAGAGAUUAAUUUUAAGUUUACAAAGAGGCGAAUAAUAAAUGGAAAGCGUAGAUUAUACGGUAA
This is a messenger RNA of Anopheles moucheti, 1690 nucleotides long. Its product is annotated as cathepsin L-like. Bases 287 to 1312 code for a protein of 341 amino acids. Gene Ontology annotation, molecular function: cysteine-type endopeptidase activity. The record is from RefSeq and is a predicted model, not a curated record. NCBI's taxonomy places the organism in Eukaryota, Metazoa, Arthropoda, Insecta, Diptera, Culicidae. Gene Ontology annotation, biological process: immune response. The transcript is spliced from 5 exons. Gene Ontology annotation, cellular component: lysosome.